AUGGAACAUUUAAAAACAUUACGUGUCAAGCGAGGUAGCUUAGAAGCGCGACUAGCAAAUUUUCAGAUAUACGUAGAAAAAUGCAUGACACAAAUCGAUUCAAUAGACGAUAGAGUCUUAAAAAACAGACUUUCGGAUAUUGAAAGCCUACUCGCGGAAUUUUCGGAGCUUCAGGUAGGCAUUGAAUGCUCGGUGAAAGAAGAAGACUUACAAGGCGAGUAUGACAAGCGCAAGGCAUUUGAAAACGACUUUUAUUCAAUUAUUUCAAAAGCGCAAGGUCUUGCCAAGGAAAAUAGUACAGAUAAUGUAGGUUCAGCUUCGGUUUCCAAUCCGGGAAAUAGCAGAUUCCCUAGCUCAUCAGAAGUACGAUUACCGGCCCUAAAUCUGCCAAUAUAUUCAGGAGAGACAGUGACAAUUAGAGAAUGGGAAUCAAAGGAUUUCAUGAAUGAUACUCCUAAGUUGGAAGCUUUUCUCACAUUUUUGAAACAAAAGGCAAAAAUGCUCAAAAGAAUGGAGGAAAAACCUACAGAGGCAAAUUCAAGCCAAAACGUAAAGGGACAAACUUCUAAACCACCAGCAGAGUCUAGUAAUAGAUCUAAUUCUCAUGUUCAGAGAAGUUAUCACAUCUCAAAUCGUACUUGUGCAUCAUGCGAUGCUCCAAAUCACAAAAUUUAUACAUGUACAAAGUUUCUAAGGUUGUCUGUGCCUGAACGAACCGAUUUAGUCAAAAAAUCCAAUUUGUGCGUUAACUGUCUAAAUCGGGGGCAUCAAGUAGACAAUUGUAACUUUGGUCAUUGCAAAAAUUGUACUGUUAAGCAUCAUUCUCUGUUGCACGUUUCCGAAUCUUCUACAUCUAACACCAAUACGCAACAGUCUCUAUUUACAUUUAAUUUAAGUUCAAAACAGGUACUUCUAUCCACUGUCUUGUUAGAGGUAGUUGAUUCAAAGGGAAAUCGUCAUGAUUGCAGAGCACUUUUAGAUCCAGGGAGCCAGUCUAAUUUCAUUAGUUCACAUUUAUGCCAUAAACUUGCACUACCAAGAAAGCCUACAAAUAUUACGAUUUCAGGGGCAUUCAAGGUGGAAUCCAAAAUUCAGGCUGUUUGUCAAAUUCAAAUUGUGUCUAAAAACACUCCAUUUACUGCUCCUUUAGUCUGUUUGGUAGCUCCAGAAAUAUGCGAUGUUGUACCCGAAGCUCCUAUUGAUCCAACAGGCAAUACGGUGAUCCUGUUGGCUGUUAUUUGGGCGUUUCCUUUUUUGGACACUAGGCGCCGCAUUUAA
Messenger RNA from Diabrotica virgifera virgifera (western corn rootworm), 1278 nucleotides. RefSeq lists its product as uncharacterized. The record is from RefSeq and is a predicted model, not a curated record. The coding region runs from base 1 to 1278 and encodes 425 amino acids. The transcript is spliced from 3 exons. Lineage: Eukaryota; Metazoa; Arthropoda; Insecta; Coleoptera; Chrysomelidae.